CGUUUUCGAUCGUUGGUUUUUGUUUUUUUCCACCGAUAGGUAACCAACAUUUUCUCGAAAGAAAAAGUUCAUAAGGAAAAAAUAAACGGCGCAACGGCAACAGCAUCUAGAGCCGGGUUGUAUCAAAAAAACGCUUGAAAAUGUCCACUCCAAGCGAUUCACUUUCUGUGGAUUUAGAAGGCGUUCUCGCGCGGGUGUUUGUCCAAGCCCGUCCCACGGAAAAAGAAAAGGCUUCGUUGGAAGAAGCGGCAAAGGUGCUGGAUGCCGGUUGGAUCAUCGAUGAGGACGUGGUGGAUACGUACACAUUGAACCGAGGGCGCGGAUUCAAUACGGUCGAGACGUUCCUGUGCUUUGUAAACUGGUGCAAAUCGGAGCGAUCGGGUGUCGAACGUCGAGAAACCAAAAGACAUGCCAAGGAGACAACUGGAGACGAAGAGGACGACCACACAACGACAAUUUCAAUGCACCCGCCCGGAAAAAAUAAUUUGGCUCACACAGAAAAAGCAACAUCAGGCUCCGGACCUCUUUGUAGUGUUGCGAAGCCCGCCAGUUCUGCUCCGUGUAGUGGUCGUCUCGCUGCAUCUUCCACUGGUGCACCGAAGAAGAGACCUAAACUAGACAUUGACCACGAAUCAACUUCUGUAUCGUCCCGCAGCACAGUUGGGAGCUCAAGCCCAAGUAGUUCAUCUAGCUACAACGACGACUACAACCUGGUGCACGGCAUACGAAAACGCCCCCGACGAAGCGAAAGCAAGUGCCGCGACGGUACUUGCGUUGAGCGAGUACCGUCCCCUUCUGGACGAAACAAGAUCCGUCCCCAGACGAAACGAAAGCAAGUACCGUCCCCAGCUGGUCCUGCCAACAGCUCGUGUUCUUGCGUUGAGCACACCUCGUCAGGAGGCCGCUUUGCUUCAGCUUCAUCGCAGGCCGUCGCUCCCUCAGGAGAUCAUGACGCAAUUGAGCCGGUCGAGCCUCCUGCAGCCGCGUCACUGGAGUGUAGUGUGUGCCUCACGCGGACCGUAGACCGGGUUCUUGUCCCCUGCGGACAUACCGCUUGUGGUUCGUGUGUGGACAAACUGAAAGACAAGCGUUGCCACCUCUGCCGCAAGACUUUUUUCCAGGCGAUUAAACUUUUUCUUCCAUGACAUAGAAAAUUUUGACUAGGCUGAGCGAAACACACGUGGAUGCGGAAUCGAGAUACAACAACUACAUAUUACGAAGAAGAUUCCGGUGCGUGGCCUCCACAACGAUCGAUAACUCGCAGGUGAAGAGGACACUUCACCACACAGUCUGCCGCUGCCCAAACGGAAGCGCUCCUUGGCCAAAUAAACCAAGUAGAUGAAAUAAAGCGACGGUAAGACAAAGAGCACAAGCAGCAACAUCCGUCAGUCGGUGUUGAGGUCGUCAACAAGAACUAAAUUCUGGACAUGUUUGAUAUGAGUGUAUCUUUAAAAUGAAGAACACGAU
Amoebophrya sp. A120 is the source of this 1467-nucleotide messenger RNA. NCBI's taxonomy places the organism in Eukaryota, Dinophyceae, Syndiniales, Amoebophryaceae. The record is from the annotation of a GenBank genome assembly.